CACCGUCAUCUUUGUGACCGUGGUUCGCCGCCUGGAAACUUGUGCGUGUUCGACCUCCGUCAGAUGCUUUUCUUCCAUAUGCUGUGUUAAUUACUUAAUUUUUCCUGUUUUACCAAAUCUUGUUUCAAAUUCGGAUUGGGAACUGUCAAUAUAUGGUCUACGGGCUCAAUGUUUAUAAGCCUAAUAGUCCAUUAACUCUGAGAAACGGAGCCUAACGCAUGCACGUAGGAGCUUCAAGUGAUUUUUGACAUUCCUUUUCCUGUGGAGGACAGAAAGUGAUGCCAUAACUUGGAAGCCUUGCAUCUGUUAAGACUGCCAGAUUCAUCAUAUGUAAAACCAUGUCACAGAAUUGAGAGCGGACGAAGUUACGGAAAAAAAAUAUGGCAAUUCCCUUCUCAAGUCAAUGGGCGUGAACUUGAUAUCUACAGAUUUUCAUUUAGUGAUAUGCAUACUCCAUCGUAGACCUCAGGGCUUCAAAUGGUCAAUAUGGACUAAGGAGCCGGUACAUCAGUUGAUGGGAAAGAAGCUACUCUAUUUUCUGUACGAAUGAGUUUGAACUUGAUACUUCGAGCAGGUGGGGCAGGAGGAACAUCGAAACAACUUAUUAGUCUCUUUUAUCCUUCAACGUUUCAUAUUGCUCAUCACUGUUUUAACGCCUUCUUGAACACUAAUUCUCCCAGUAUCACUGAGGCCACAGAGUUCUAUUCUUCUCUGAUUGGACAUUGCAGAGACACAAAAUCUUUAAGAGGCAUCAGCGGUGUUCAGACCCACAUUAUUAAAUCCGGUGUUUCAUACCUAUCCUUAGGCAAUAAGCUCAUUGAUGGCUACAUUAAGUGCAACGGGCUUUCUGAAGCACGCAGGCUGUUCGAUGAAUUGCCUAGCCGACAUAUAGUAAUAUGGAAUUUAAUGAUUUCUUCUCAUGUUAGCCAUGGUAGGAGUAAAGAAGCCCUUAAGUUAUUUGUGAGAAUGCUGGUCGAUGGAGUUUUACCUGAUGAGUUCACUUUUUCAAAUAUUUUCAAGGUAUUUCCAGAUUUAGUUCUUCUGCGUGAAGGCCAGAGGGCUCACGGGUUAUCGGUGGUAUUGGGUUUUGAAAUUUUUAAUGGAUUUGUUGCUAGUGCUCUAGUUGAUAUGUAUGCAAAGUUUGGUAAAAUAAGGGAUGCCCUUAUGGUGUUUGGUCGUGUUUUGGAGAAGGAUGUUGUCUUGUUUACGGCAUUAAUUGUUGGUUAUGCGCAGCAUGGCCAUCAUAUCGAGGCUUUAGUAGCUUUCGAGGACAUGGUCAAUAAGGGAAUUAAAGCUAAUGAGUAUACUCUUGCAAGUAUCUUGAUAAGUUGUGGUAGUCUGGGGAGUUUAGUUAAAGGUAAGUUGAUUCACAGCCUCGUCAUUAAGUCUGGUCUUGAAUCUGCAGUUGCUUCACAGACAUCACUCCUUACUAUGUAUUCAAGGUGCAGCAUGGUUGAUGAUGCCAUGAACGUUUUUAAUCGGGUGCCGAAUGCAAACCAGGUGACAUGGACCUCUCUGAUAGUGGGUCUUGUGCAAAAUGGGCGAGAAGAGGUCGCUUUAUCAUUAUUUAAAGAAAUGAUUUGUUGUUCGAUAAAUCCAAAUUCAUUCACAUUGUCUAGUGUUCUUCAGGCUUGUUCAAGCCUUGCACUGCUUGAGGUAGGGAAACAGAUUCAUGCCCUAACCAUGAAGAAAGGAUUCUAUGAUGAUAAGUAUGUUGGUGCUGCACUGAUUAAUAUGUAUGGAAAAUGUGGAAGUACGGGCAUGGCAAGGUCUGUUUUUGACACGUUAACUGAGGCAGAUGUAGUGUCUAUUAAUUCAAUGAUAUAUGCUUAUGCCCAGAAUGGUUUUGGACGUGAGGCACUUCAGCUACACGAAAGGAUGAAAUAUUUGGGACUUGAGCCAAAUGAUGUAACAUUUUUAAGCAUUCUCUUGGCAUGCAACAAUGCGGGAUUAGUCGGAGAAGGUUGCCAAAUAUUUGCCUCCUUCAAGGAAAACCAGAAAAUUGAGUUAACAAGAGAUCACUACACCGUUAUGGUUGAUUUGCUGGGACGAUGUAGGAGAUUCAAAGAGGCUGCAAUGUUAAUAGAGGAAGUGAGAAAUCCAGACGUGGUCCUAUGGAGGACAUUACUAAGUGCAUGUAGGAAUCACGGGGAGGUGGAGAUGGCGGAGAGAGUUAUGAGAAAAGUACUUGAGCUUGCUCCUGGGGAUGAGGGUACUCAUAUCCUCCUGUCAAAUCUUUAUGCUUCAGCGGGAAAAUGGAACCAGGUUAUUCAGAUGAAAAGCACAAUAAGGGACUUAAAAGUGAAGAAAAAUCCUGCAAUUAGUUGGGUUGAUGUUGACAGAGAGGUUCAUUCUUUUAUGGCUGGAGAUUUGUCUCACCCAAGAGCUCAUGAAAUUUGUGAAACGUUGCUUGAAUUAAAUGAGAAGGUUAAAAUUCUGGGUUACAAUCCUGAUACAAAAUUUGUGCUGCAGGAUAUAGAAGAAGAGAAGAAGAUAAGUUCUUUAUAUUAUCAUAGUGAAAAACUAGCCAUAGCUUUUAGUUUGUGGAAGACUAAUGGUAGGACUAGUAGUAUCAGGAUAUUUAAGAAUCUUAGAGUUUGUGGCGACUGUCACAGUUGGAUAAAAUUUGUUUCUUUACUAACUGGGAGAGAGAUUAUUGCCAGAGAUGCCAAGAGGUUUCAUCAUUUUAAAGGAGGGAUUUGUUCCUGUGGAGAUUAUUGGUUCCACUCUGCACAGCCAGGUGAAGUCUUAAGGAUUGAAGUUUGAGGAUGGGAAUUUUGUUCCAUCUGUGAUUUUACUUGAACAGAAGAGCUUCUUUUG
Prosopis cineraria is the source of this 2820-nucleotide messenger RNA. RefSeq names its product pentatricopeptide repeat-containing protein At5g65570. The transcript has 3 exons. Gene Ontology annotation, molecular function: RNA binding; protein binding; zinc ion binding. Bases 547 to 2766 code for a protein of 739 amino acids. Gene Ontology annotation, biological process: RNA modification. The record is from RefSeq and is a predicted model, not a curated record. NCBI's taxonomy places the organism in Eukaryota, Viridiplantae, Streptophyta, Magnoliopsida, Fabales, Fabaceae.